This is a messenger RNA of Dermatophagoides farinae (American house dust mite), 5064 nucleotides long. RefSeq lists its product as uncharacterized. Gene Ontology annotation, molecular function: protein serine/threonine kinase activity; ATP binding. Gene Ontology annotation, cellular component: cytoplasm. Gene Ontology annotation, biological process: protein autophosphorylation. The record is from RefSeq and is a predicted model, not a curated record. NCBI's taxonomy places the organism in Eukaryota, Metazoa, Arthropoda, Arachnida, Sarcoptiformes, Pyroglyphidae.
UCAUUUGUGCCCCGGCUUUACGAUAGUCAUGUUCACGUCGCAUCGCAUCGGAUUCAAAUCCAAUUGAAUUGUUCCUUUUACAAUCUGUUAGUCGAUUUUUUCGCUUUCCCUUAGUUUUUAGUGAUGAUUAAAUGAUCAAAUGUUCAAGUAGUGUGCUUGCCAAUAUAUUGAAAUAAAAUACACACACUAACUUGUUCCUUCCGAAAUAUAAAUAAAAUUUUAACGUGCCACAUGUGUGUGCAUCUAUGAUGUUUGUGUUUAUGUGUGGUAUUAUACUGAUUAAUAACCAUUGUCCAGUUUAAAAUUCUGGACUCAUUGUGAUUAAUCAUCAUCAAAUUUUGUGAAUGUGCGUUGUGUUUAUUUAUUUUUGUUAAUUAAUUGAAUCGACAUUUGAACAUUUCAAACUUUAUUUUGAUUUCAAAGUUUGGCGCCAAAAUUACCCUGCACCUUCAAGUACAAAGUUUUGUUUGUUUGUUUUUUUCCUUGGCAUUUCAAGUGAUCAUGGAAUUUGAAUACAGCAAGAACCAUAAAAGUCUAGCCAGUUUGUUUGCCUUUAUAGAUAUUGAACGUAAUCUUGAUUAUCGAAUGUCAUCAUACAACAAAGGUUAUCAUCAUAAUAAGAAGCCAAACUACCGAACAAAUAUGAACAUUUUGAAUCCUAAUUUAUUGUUUUUAAAUAAACUUUGUAUCUGUCAAUUGUUUUUUAUUUCAACGGCAUUUAACUUUAUUCGUUGGCACUGAACACAACACACAAAGAAUUUUUUGUCUCUUAAAAUUUGAAACGGAAAUACAAAUUCACUGGCCUUUUCUCUCCUAAUUACAAUUGUCACUAUUUCACUUGAUAUAUCGUUAACUAUCUGAGAUUAUUCAAAUCUACGAUAACAAAAAAAACCAACCAACCAAACAUAACUACAAUCCUGUUGAUCUUUGAUACAGCGAAAUAAUUUACUCGCUCUAACAUUCACCAACAACAACCGAUUGCUCAGUUCAUCUCAUCCGGUUUUAUUUAUUCCACAUUAUAAUCAUCGAUCUGCAUCUCACAUUUCCUUUUAUUCGUCUGUUUAUCGGAAUACAAAAAAAAACGAUCCUCAAUGUGUGCUUGUAAUUGUCUUAGUUCAUAUAAAUUCCUAAAUUGCCACAGUUCGCAAUUACCCCAACAUCUUCAUCAUCCGAAUUGUGAACGAUAUAGUCGAUUAUCGUCUCAAUCAUCGGCAUCCUCCAGUCUGGCAUCAUCAACAGCUAGCCGUAGUAAUAGCGGCGCCAUUGCUGGAUUUGCCGAUUAUCAUUAUCAUCAUCCCCAUCAUCAUCAUCACCUUUUCCGUGGUGUCAAUGUUGGACUUGGUCAGCCGACAGCAGCAAUGGGCGUAGAAGAUCAAUUAUCAUCUGCAUCAUCAUCACCAUUAUCAUCGUCUCCCUAUUCUGCUGGCUCGUAUCUGAAUUCAGCACUGGGUGGCCAACAACAACAACAACAACAAUCAUUACGGGCUGCAUCAAACUCAAUUUCAGUACACGGUGGUUUACAAACUCGCAACGGUUCAAUACCAUUGACAAACGGCAUAUCAUCAAGCCCUAGCAAUCAACAUCACUUCAAUCCCUCUCAUCAUCGAAUGGUGAUAGAUUCCGAUACUGCAACAGCUGCCAACUGUAUACCAAAUUCAUUAUCGUCACAUAGUUUCAGCUGUAUGUUAGGACAUAAGACCUGUUCGAGCAGUAAUAACAACAAUAGUCAACAGCUAGGCUCGAGCUCACCCUCAUCGUCAUCAUCCAAGAAAAGUUUACGAAAAUCUAUCAGAAGAGUUGAAUCUAAUUCCUCAGCGGCCAGCUUAUCUGGAAGCAAUAAGAAUCCAAACGGUGGCAAUAACUCAACAAAUAUGAAUUCAUUGGGCCAAGGUCAACCGAAUCGUUUUUUGCCCUCAUUAUUCACACCACCAACGCAAUAUUAUCUGGGCACCAUACAUCAAAUGUUAUUUAACCAAGCCACAUCACCUUCAUCAUCAAAACAAAGACAUUUAUCUCCAUCGUUGAAUAACAACAACAAAAUCAAAUCCUCAAUGAAUACGAAUCAUCAUCAUCAUCAUCAUCAUCAUUAUAAUAACAACAAUCACAGCCGUGAUCAUCGGUUGAGUGCCUCGUCCACCACCACCACUUCAUCCUCCACGCAACAACCAACUUCCACCGUUAUGCCAAAUUCGUUUCAAACCAAGGAACGAACAUCGAUGAAGCCUCCAGCAACGCCUACUACUGACAAUCCUAUCAUGGUCUCACAUCAUUCACCAACAUUGAUGCAGCCUCCAUCGUUGCCACCCCCAUCAUCAAAUGGCCGAGAUGUGCAUAACAACAACAACUAUGUUCGACCACGUGAAAUGUUUGAGAAGAAUUACAACGUAAGCAACAUACUUGGACGUGGUGGCUUUGGCACCGUUUAUGCCGGUAUCCGAAUCCGUGAUGGAUUGCCUGUUGCAAUAAAGCAUAUCAAACGUGAUAAUGUCACCAGUUGGGAGCAAUAUAAUGGCCGGCCGGUACCUAUGGAAGUAAGCUUAUUGGAAAAGGUUGGCCACAUAACGGGCGUGAUCCGUAUGUUGGAUUGGUAUGAAGAUCAAUCGGCCUUUAUCAUCGUCAUGGAACGACCCGACAAUGUUAAAGAUUUGUUCGAUUUCAUUACCGAACGUGUUGUGCUUGAAGAACGUAUGGCACGUUUAUUUUUCCGUCAAGUUGUCGAAAUUAUUAUUCUAUGCCAUAAAGCUGGCGUCUGUCAUCGUGAUAUUAAAGAUGAGAACAUACUCGUCGAUUUACGAACCAUGUCUAUCAAACUGGUCGAUUUCGGUUCCGGUGCCUAUCUCAAAGAUUCAGCUUAUACCGAUUUUACUGGUACACGUGUCUAUUCUCCACCCGAGUGGAUUAAAUCAAGCCGUUACGAUGGACUAGCCGCCACAGUAUGGUCUUUAGGUGUGUUGCUUUACGAUAUGGUCUGUGGCGAUAUACCAUUUGAUGAUGAUGAGGCUAUAAUCGGCGGUGUGUUACGAUUCAAACGAAAUGUCACCUCCGAAUGCCAGGAUUUAAUAUUCAAGUGCCUAUCAUACAAUGCAAAAGAUCGUCCCACGUUAGAAGAAAUCCUUGUGCACCCUUGGAUGGGUGCCAAAUUAGAUUCAUCAUCCACAUCUAUUGGUGUCGAUAUCCCAUCAAUGGAUAAUUCAUCCAGUCAAAUAUCGGCCAAUGGUGUUGCACAUCAUGGUGGUGGUCGUCGUUCAAUGCAGAUGAUGCAUUUUUCUUCCGCAUCGGUUUCCGGACCCGAAUCAUCCACAUCAUCAUCAUCGUCAUCAUCACCGGAAACUCCGCCUGGAUCAUUGUUUUAAUGACAAUUUCACAUAACAUCACUGAUUCAUCACCCAUCCGAAUUAUCUCAUCAUUCUCUUUCGUUGCUCUUAUAAAUAAAUAAUGUAUCUGCAACCUAGACAAAUAAAUCAACAAAUUCGACCUGAAAAGUACGACUCCCCUCUUUUUGUUACACAUUCAUAUUGAUAUCAUACACAAAAAUCGAUGCCAUUUCCCACUAUUUAUUGUGCUCUCUUUUCCCCUAGUUUUCAACAAACGAAAUCGUUUCUAAUUUAUUUUUCUCACUUUGCAAUGAUGACCAAUUCACUUCAUUUAUUUAUUGAAAUAUCAUCAUUCUCUUAUUUGAGACAAUUCAUAGGCCCUCAUUGGUUUCCAAUCACAAUACAAACAUUUGUCAAUAUUAUUUAUUCUCUUCUCACACCAUUCAAAUGGCUCAACUUUUCUUAGUGUAACACACUUGGUUUCCACACACACACACACACACCCACAUCCAUCUCUAUGUCUAUUAUCAUGUUUAUUAUCAUUUCGAAUUUCUGAUUGAUUAUUGUUUCGUGCUGGGCAUCCAAAAUCGUCAUAUUUUUUCAUGUACAUUUGUGUGUGUGUGUUUGUUUAUUUGUCUAUUUAUUUUCAUCAUUCAUUGUCGUUAUCGGCAUUAUCCAUCCUCCUCCUUUAUUUAUUCAGCCUAAACAUCAACACCUAGAUGAAAUAUUCUUUCAUUUCUCUUUUUGAUACGAGCCUAUUUAUCAUUUCAUUCAUUCGAUUUAUUUAAUAUAUAAACCACAAGAUGAUAUUCAUUCUCCCCUUCCACAAUGUGUACAGACACCAAUUACAAAUUGACUUGAUGAUCAAUGUAUCGAGUCUCAUCGAAAAUCCAAUGUUCAAAAAGUAACCUGGCACAAACAGUACAAAAAGAAAACAGCCAUCUAACAACAACAAUCAUCAUUGCAACCCUUCUGAGAUUCACUUUAUAACAUGAAAUUUAUUAAUGAUAUGAUAUCCAGAAUCAAAUGAACUUGUUCAUAAAUAAUUGAUUGUGGAUAUGUGAGAAGCAAAAGUACACACACACACACACACCAUACCCAGUGCUUAAAAUGUUUCAUUUGGCCUGUGUUUUUUUUUUGUUUGUUUGUUUGUGUAUUCUACCAAUUAUUUACAUUCUACAUUUAUUUAUGAUUAUUAUCUUUAUAUGAUGAUGAUGAUGAUGAUGAUACAAAUUAUUUCUAUUAUACACACAUGUCCCUUCCUUUUUAUAUAUAUACUAAUUUUCUUGCUUGAGAAGUUUCUAAACUUCAACCAAAUGAUGCAGUUAUCACUUAUGAAUUAUUAUUAUCAAUUAUAAUUAAUUGAAAUCCAAAUGGUUAACAAACAAAUCAACAAUUCAAAAUACACAUAUAAAAAUCGUCAAUCAAUCUCCGCUUUCCUCACAUACACACACAAAUCUCUAUUAGAUAACAUCCCAAUAAUUCACAUUGUGGUUCAAAACCAACACAGAUUAUGUAAUAUUCUCGUCCAACCUGUUCCCCUUCUCUGCCUCUCUCUCUUUCUUUCUCUUCAUCACACAAAGUGAAAAUCUGGCUUUCUUCCAUCAUCAUUAUCGUACACCAUGUUUGUAAAAAAAAAAUCCUACUCGUUUUUUUCUAUCAAAUUUUUUUCGGCAAAAUUUUCUUGGAAAAAAUCUGCUAUACUAGUCAAUCAAUAAUUAAUAAAUCAUAAUUUUUUCUUGUUUGAAAA